This is a messenger RNA of Schistocerca americana (American grasshopper), 2791 nucleotides long. RefSeq names its product short-chain dehydrogenase/reductase family 16C member 6-like. NCBI's taxonomy places the organism in Eukaryota, Metazoa, Arthropoda, Insecta, Orthoptera, Acrididae. The coding region runs from base 143 to 1069 and encodes 308 amino acids. The transcript is spliced from 6 exons. Gene Ontology annotation, cellular component: lipid droplet. The record is from RefSeq and is a predicted model, not a curated record. Gene Ontology annotation, molecular function: oxidoreductase activity, acting on the CH-OH group of donors, NAD or NADP as acceptor.
CACGGGAAAGCGGGUCGUGUGGCAUCAGUUUCUGUAGCGUUAAUAACUCAGGGAGGGAACUGGUUGCAGUAUAAGGUGUACAUUGCGCUAAUGCGGUUUAUUUUACUUAUAACUGCCUCUAACGUUCAGUGAGCAUCAAAAUAUGCUGCUAUUCGUAUAUUCUCUUGCGGUGCUGUGGUGGGAUUUAGCGCGUGUCGUUGUCGCCUGUUCGUUUGCAGUGAUUGAAAUGAUGUAUCGCACAAUUAUACCUGUCAAGGAGAAGCCUGUGUUGGGGCAGAUCAUCUUGGUCGUAGGUACAGGUCGUGGAGUUGGUCGUGAAAUUGCACUGCAACUAACAUCCCUAGGAGCUGUUGUCAUUUGUGUUGAUAUUAACGAGAAGAUGAAUUUAGCUACAGUAUCAGCCGCAAACAAAUAUAGCACCACUGGAAGAGCAUUUAGCUGUAUUUGCGACGUCUCGGACAGGGAACAGGUUCUGAAAAUGGCAAGUGAAAUAAAGAAAAACAUUGGCCAUGUAACAGGUAUAAUACAUUGCUGUGCUCUUCCAAGUCCUCAGUCCUAUAUUUAUAGAACUGAACAGGAAGUCAGGAGAACAGUUGAUGUCUGUGUAAUGUCAUAUUUUUGGCUUCUAGAAGCAUUUCUGCAAGAGAUGGUAGAGAAGAAUGAUGGACACAUUGUUGCACUGUCAUCUGUAACUGGCCUUGCUGGUGUUAAGCAGCAUAUAUCGAUGAGUGCAUCCCAGUAUGCUGUGCAGGGUUUAAUGGAAUCACUUUCAGAGGAGCUCCGAACAGCAAAAAUGUCAAAUAAUAUUUAUAUGACACUGGUUCACAUAUAUCCAUUCAUUGUCAGCAGGGAGCAGGCAAAGGACAUCAGGCUAAGAAUACCUAGCUAUUUUGGAACAAUUUAUCCCAAAGAUGCAGCAAGGCAAAUAAUUUCAGGAAUGAGAAGGAAUUACACAGAAGUUAGUAUUCCAGGUUAUCUGUUGUACAUUAGCAGAAUACUAAGGAUUCUUCCACACAAAGCAUCAGUAAUGUUAAGAGAGCUUCUGGACACUGGAGUCGAUUUUGCCUAGUUUUUCAGUAUUGUAAAACUGCCAUUUUAGAAUGGGUCGAUUCAAGACACAUGAAAAGCAAUAUUUUUUACAAAAUGAAAUGGGUUUUACUUUUAAGACUGUUACAAUUUUAAAAUGCACAAAUUUUGAACAUCAAUGCACCUAGUAUUAAUUCUGCAACUUUAUUGCAUGUCAGUGGAAACUGCUCAGUUUUUCUUGCUAAGUUCCUUGCAGUAUCUUGACUUUGCUUUACAAAGGUACUAAACUGAAAGUACCAUAACCUUUUGUGAAACUUAAAGUGUAUCAGUAAUUUGCUACAUAAUGUAAAGUUAUAGCUAUUUAUUUUUUUAACUGUAAAGGAUUUGCUGCUCUGGAGUGACCCAGUUGCCAUUCUUCCAUUUGAAAUAAUUGUAUUACUCAGGUACUCUUGUUCAAAGAGUUACAACCACAUUGUAGUUCCUUUAAACUUUUGACACAUGUAUUUUUUUCCUUGUUAAGUAUUGUUAUUUGAAAAAUAUUACACAAUAUUUUUUGUAAUUUUAUCUAGUGUAACAGGUUUCUAUGGCAGUAUUUUAAGAAGGUGUACUCUAUAUGAUUACAGGUGUACUCUUUUUGACUCCAAAAGAAUAUAAAUGAGUUUCAAAGGGCUGUAGGUCAUACUGUUUGUGCAAAGAAAUGACUACACUGAAAUAUUUUACUUAGUUUGAAUUUUAAUUCUGUACUUAGAAUAACAACCUGAAAAAUUGACUUCUUACGUAUGCUUGAAUAUUUUGUACUUUUUAAAAUUACUAUGAUUAAUUCCCUUCUUUUUAUUCAAGUUAUGGUUAAUUUAAUUACAGCCAAUGAUAAUCUCAAAUUCUAUUUAAUAAAGGAAAAAAAUACAAAGCACAGUAGAGGCACUUGAAAUGAAACCAUUGUUCUCAUGUUAAAAUAAAAAUGUUAGUGGUGGUCAAAAAAUCUGUCAUUCACCACACAGGAGGCACAAAUUUUUAAUGUUAUACAUAUGACAAGUUGAUUGGCAAGUGAUAUCCAGUUUUGGCCAUUUUAUUUUGUGCUGAAACAAUUAUCUGCAAGGUUAUACCUACUAAUUACUGAAAAUGCUCAAAAGGAAUUUUCUUAUAGUGGGACUUGAAAUUAAUGUUCUUCAUAGUGAGUAUUACAGAUAUAAUGAAGAAAUUUCAGUGAGACAAAGAAAUAGCUAUCAAUUAUUUAAAUAAAGUUCCUUGUUUACAAUCUUUUAAACAAAGACUGUAUUUUACAUAUCAACAUAUUGUACUAUAUUAAGCUGGAAGAUCUUAGUUUUUAGUCAGCUUUUUUUUCUGCUGAAUAGAUCGAAUAUUUAUUUUCUUGCAAACAGUCUGGAUUUGUUUUAAAUAUCGCCAUCCAUUAUAACUAUACAGUAGUGAGUGGUCAGGAUAUAGUGUUAUCCAUAACUGCAUCAACACUGAGAUCUGUCAAUAAAUACAAAUACUUUAUAAGUUAUUUAAUAUGUGUGUUCUGUUAAAUACAAGCUUUUGUUUAUUUUCAUUUUUAUUAUAAUAAUAAUUUAUAAAACAUAAUAUGUGAGUAAUUUAGAAUCAGAUUUAAUGUUUUGGAAAAACUGACUUCCUCUCAUUGCUGGCCAGUGCAGUAUGAUGUUGCUAUUUCCUCUGAAACAAUGCAGCAGCAUAAUUUGUUUCAUAGUUCACAUUUGGAGUCAUAUUUUUGAUACAGUAUUUUACACAAUGAAGUUAUUAUACACCA